AUGGAUCUUAAAAUCCUCUCAUGUAACAUUAGGGGUCUAAAUGCUAUUGAAAAGAUAGAUACAGUGAAAGAUCAAAUUCAGAGACGUAAACCAGUUUGUGUUUUAAUUCAAGAAACUAAAAUGAUGAAAGUUUGCGAUUGGUUCAUAAACAACUUAUGGGGAAACAACAACAACAAAUGGAGAAUCAUUCCUUCCAGGGGUUUGUCAGGAGGAAUAAUAACCAUAUGGGAUGAUACCCAGUUAAGCUGCAUAGAUGAACUCAUUGGUCCCAACUCAUUAUCUCAGAAAGUUAAGUGCAGAAGCGAUAAUUUUGAAUGGAGCCUAUCAAAUGUUUAUUCACCGUGUGAGUAUGAUGAAAGAUUAGAGUUCUGGGUAGAUAUGGAGGACUUAAUAGGAUGGCUGUCAGAUGCUUGUGUUUUGGCUGGAGACUGGAAUGCAACAAGAAGAGCUGCUGAAAGAAACAAAGAGGGAGGAAGAACAAGGAGUAGGAGAUUGUUUAAUGAAUUCCUAGAACAACAUCCUUUCAUUGAUUUGCCACUUCUUGGAGGGAAGUACACAUGGUCAAAUAUGAAAACUCAGCCUCUAUUAUGCAGACUUGACAGAAUUCUGGUAUCAAUUGCUUUUGCAGGUAAAUUUCCUCAUCUUGCUCAGCACCUCUUAUCUAGAUCCCUGUCAGAUCAUAACCCAAUAAUGCUCACAACUACUAACAUUGUUAGACAAAAACCUUCUUACAAAUUUGAAGCUUACUGGUUGCUUAAUAAGAACUUUCUAACCAAUCUUCAAAUUUGGUGGUCUGCACUGUCCUUCACUGGAGCACCAAGCUAUGUUUUCUCUAAAAAGCUACAAAGCCUGAAAUUCAUUCUGAAGAGAUGGAGCAAAGAAACAUAUGGAGGAACUCAAUCUUUGAAAAAUGAGUUAAAUGAGAAACUAUAUGCACUUAACUUGUUGGAGGAGCAGGGGCCACUACAACAACAAGACUUUAUAGACAGAGUGGAAUGGAAAUUAAAGCUGCAACAAAUUAGUGCAGAAAAUCAAAGAAUGCUUAUGUCCAGGGACAAAGCAAAACACUUCAUAGACGGAGAUGACAACACUAGAUAUUUCCACAGCCUUGCAAAUGGCAGAAGAAGGAAAAAUACAGUACACAAGCUGGUAAUUAAUGGCCAUGAUAACUUCUGUCAGCAAGAUAUCAAAAAAGAAUUCUUAGAGCACUUCACCAAAUUGUUUGAGGAUGAGCAUCCAAUAAGACCUCAACUGGACAACAAUGAAUUCACAAAAAUACCCUUAGAGGAUCAAGUAUGGAUGGAAAGACUAAUUGAAAAAGAUGAAGUAAAACAGAUCAUUAUGCAUUUUAAGAAUGACAAAUCUCCAGGCCUAGAUGGGUAUCCCAUAGAGUUCUUAAAGGAAGCAUGGGAUAUAAUAAAAAUAGAUUUAAUGGCAGCAGUUCAUGAAUUCUAA
Molecule: messenger RNA, 1455 nt
Organism: Papaver somniferum (opium poppy)
Lineage: Eukaryota; Viridiplantae; Streptophyta; Magnoliopsida; Ranunculales; Papaveraceae
Exons: 1
Coding region: 1-1455 (484 amino acids)
Molecular function (GO): catalytic activity
Source: RefSeq, a predicted model, not a curated record